AUGUGCAAAACGUCCGCAUACUUCACCCGUUGCGAGACUUGCAAGCAGGACAUCGAUCACUGCCUCAAGGUUGAUCAAAAUUGCAAGAACAAGAACCGCGGCUUGCCCUACUGCAGCAUCAUUUACCCCGUCAACAUGAACAUCGAUUGGGCCACCAUCGACCAGGAGGCCAAGGAGAUGGCAGAGCAGCCUCCGCCCAAGACCGAGAGUGAUGAUACACUCAUCAUGAAGCAGCUCGUCGACGAUAUCGAUAACCGGGUGAACAUGGAGAAACAUGGCCGUGUCGAGAACUGGCUUGACGGACAUCCCAACGUUAAAGCUGGUGAAUGGUUUGACGAGGUUGAGGAGGACGUCAUCGAGGAGGAAACCGGAAGUGACCGUGGACGCGGACGUUCUCGUGGUCGCGCUCGUGGUCGCGGCCGACGUGGUAACUAA
Molecule: messenger RNA, 435 nt
Organism: Fusarium venenatum
Lineage: Eukaryota; Fungi; Ascomycota; Sordariomycetes; Hypocreales; Nectriaceae
Source: RefSeq, a predicted model, not a curated record